AUGUUAUUUUUGGCAAACAAGAAGAGUUUCGAAUCAAUGAAGACAUCGACGACGACGACGCCUGCUCUCGCCGCCACGGUGCUGGCGGUGGCGGCCUUGAUCCUGGGCGCCCGCAGCGUCGACGCGGCGGUGGCAGACACGUGCAAGGCGGCCGCGGCCAGCGACGUGCGCGUCAACGUGGACCUGUGCAUGUCGAAGCUGGGCAGCCACCGCGGCAGCCUCGAGGCGGCGGACGCCUGGGGCCUGGCCAAGGUGGCCUCGCUCGUCGGCGUCGACAACGCCAACCUCGCCGCCGCGGACGUCAAAGCCCAGGAGGCCGCCGACCCCAACGUGCGCGUGAAGCCGGCGCUCGCCAGGUGCGGCACGCUCUACAAGGACGUGGGCAUGUGGUUCGCGGGCGCGCACGACCAGAUCAGCAACCACGCCUACCCCGCGGCCAAGCAGAGGCUGGACGAGGCCCUGGCGCAGACGCAGCUGUGCAACGCCGCGUUCGCGGCCGCCGGCGUGACCCUGCCCCAGCCGCUGGCCCUGCACACCGUCGACUGCAUCCAGAUCGCCAUCAUCGCCGGCGCCAUCACCAACCUCAUCAAGUGA
Messenger RNA from Triticum turgidum subsp. durum (durum wheat), 594 nucleotides. The record is from the annotation of a GenBank genome assembly. Lineage: Eukaryota; Viridiplantae; Streptophyta; Magnoliopsida; Poales; Poaceae.